Messenger RNA from Eremothecium cymbalariae DBVPG#7215, 1785 nucleotides. RefSeq names its product dihydroxyacetone kinase (gene DAK1). Gene Ontology annotation, molecular function: ATP binding; glycerone kinase activity. Gene Ontology annotation, biological process: glycerol catabolic process. Bases 1 to 1785 code for a protein of 594 amino acids. Lineage: Eukaryota; Fungi; Ascomycota; Saccharomycetes; Saccharomycetales; Saccharomycetaceae. The transcript has a single exon. The record is from RefSeq and is a predicted model, not a curated record. Gene Ontology annotation, cellular component: cytosol.
AUGUCCUUUAAAUCAUUUGAAUUAUCAAACCCAUUGCAUUAUUCCUUACAGGGGUUUGCUUUGGCUAAUCCCCAUAUUACACUAAUUCCUGAAUACAAGAUAUUCUUUAGAAAUUCUUCGAAGGAUAAGGUUGCGCUCAUUUCUGGUGGUGGAAGUGGCCAUGAACCGGCCCAUGCAGGCUAUAUCGGUUCUGGUAUGUUAUGUGCUACUGUUGCAGGUGAAAUUUUUGCAUCACCAUCUAGUAAGCAGAUCCUAAAUGCAAUCAAGGUUGUGGAACAAAACUCUUCUGGUGUCCUGCUAAUAGUCAAAAAUUAUACCGGCGAUGUUCUUCAUUUCGGUAUAGCUGCAGAGAGAGCUAGAACUUUAGGUAUUAAUUGCGAGGUUGUGAUAGUUGGUGACGAUGUUGCGGUCGGUAGAAAUAAAGGAGGCCUGGUUGGUAGGCGGGGAUUAGCUGGUACCGUACUAGUUCAUAAGAUAACAGGCGCUUUUGCAGAGCGGUUAUCUUUUAAGUAUGGAUUAGAAGGUACCUCCAAGGUUGCCAAUAUUGUUAAGGAUAAUUUGGUAACUAUUGGUGCUUCGCUAACUCAUUGCAAGGUUCCGGGAAGAGAGUUUGAAUCCCAGUUAAAUGAAAAUCAAAUGGAACUGGGAAUGGGAAUUCACAAUGAGCACGGUGUAGAAAUUCUAGAACCAAUUCCUUCAACUGUUCAGUUGGUUGAAAAGUCAAUGCUUCCACUACUAUUGGACCCAAAUGACAGCGACAGGUAUUUCGUUAACUUCGAGAAGUCUGAUGAUGUGGUUCUUUUGGUAAAUAAUCUAGGAGGCGUGUCGAAUUUUAUGAUUUCUGCAAUAACUUUAAAAACAAAUGAGAUACUAAAAGAAAAAUAUGGUAUAAGGCCUAAAAAAACAAUCCAGGGUACUUUAAUGACGUCUCUAGAUGGCAAUGGAUUUAGUAUCACAUUGUUAAAUGCCUCAAAUUGUAACAGGCAAUUACAGAAGGAAUUCCCUGAACUUGAUUCAGUACUCGAACUAUUAGAGGCAUACACCAAUGCUCCUGGAUGGCCGGGAAUCCCCCCUCCAAUGAAGGAGGCACCAUCUAUUGAUAGUUCUUUGUUUGAACAGCAUGGAAGUGUAAAACCGGCAGGCAAGUUUAGUUUUAAACUGUUUGAGGAUAUGAUGAAGGCUGGGGCAGCACAAAUUAUUCUAAAUGAGUCUAAAAUAACCCAUCUGGAUAAUAUAGUUGGAGAUGGUGAUUGUGGGGCUACAAUGGUUGCGGGGGUACAAUGCAUCGUUGAAAAUCUUGAUAACUUGUCUCGUAAUUCUCUAUCAGAAGCGUUAGCCCAAUUGUCCAACUACAUUGAAAAUUUUAUGGGUGGCACAUCAGGAGGAUUGUACUCAAUUUUAAUAUCUGGUAUGUCACAUGGGCUAAUAACGUCCUGCAACAAUCCUGAUGCAGAGGUUACACCCCAGAUACUUGCUAAGUCCCUACUUGUUGCUCUACAGACAUUAUACAACUACACUAAAGCCAGACCUGGUGAUUGUACAAUGAUAGAUGCAUUAGAACCCUUUGUAAGAACAUAUGCCGAAGAUUUUGACUUUGAGAAGGCCCUAAAGGCAUCUGAAGCUGGUGCUUCAGCUACAAAAGAGUUCACUGCUAAAUUUGGUAGAGCGUCCUAUGUCAGUGAAACUUUAAAUGUACUCGAUCCCGGAGCAGUCGGCUUGGUGGAAUUUCUAAAAGGCAUGAAUAACGCCUUAAAACACUCCGGUAAUAACCAUACUACUGAUUAA